Messenger RNA from Aricia agestis (brown argus), 539 nucleotides. Its product is annotated as general odorant-binding protein 1-like. The record is from RefSeq and is a predicted model, not a curated record. Gene Ontology annotation, molecular function: odorant binding. The coding region runs from base 70 to 489 and encodes 139 amino acids. The transcript has 4 exons. Lineage: Eukaryota; Metazoa; Arthropoda; Insecta; Lepidoptera; Lycaenidae.
ACAAAAUGGCUGCUCGUGGCCCUGGUCAGCAUCAGCUAUCUGGCAGUAGUGACUCCAUCAUCAGACAUCAUGAAGAAGCUAUCGAUUGGUUUCACCAAGGUUAUCAACGAAUGUAGAGAAGAGCUGGACGCCGGCGAGCACAUAAUCAAGGACAUCGAGAACUACUGGCGGGAGGAGUACGCCCUCCUCAACCGGGACUUCGGCUGCAUGGUGAUGUGCAUGGCGGGGAAACACGACAUGCUGAAUGAUGGCGGCACCGGCAUACACCAUGACAGCGCGACCGAGUUCGCCAAGAAACAUGGGGCUGACGAAGAUGUGGCGAAGCAGGUGGCAACGAUGAUCUUGGACUGCGAGAAGCAGUUCUUAGAGAUGAGCGACACGUGCAUGCGGGCGCUGGAGACGUCCAAGUGCUUCCGCACCAAGAUCCACGAGCUCAAGUGGGCACCCAGCAUGGAGGAGAUCCUAGAGGAAGUUAUGUCCGAGGUAUAAUCAAGGACGCCGAGGACUUCCCUGACAACCACUGCCUUCCUACCAGACCU